UCCCUCUGGAAGCAAUUUUGGUGGAAACGGUCCGGUGGACAUUAGCUCUGCAACCGAUGAAUACUUGAAAUACGUGGAGAUGAUGGAAGCCUUCUCCAGAGUGGAUGACUCACUAAAGCAAAGAAUCACGUCUUCGCUGAAGAAUCUAAUCUGGAGAUGCACCUUUCAAGGAACCAACUGUUUGCAGGACGGGUUUUUCCAGAAGAUAACGACGCCCCAAUACGGUGCUUGUUACAUGUUCAACACAGCCUGGAAUCCGAACGAUUCAAAUGGAGGACAAAGAAUAUCAGGCAAAACUGGAGAGGAAACAGGCUUGUCACUGGAAGUGUUUAUAGACCAGACGAACUACAUGAAGAACACGAUUUCAGCGAGUGCCGGAGCCCGUGUCACCAUUCAUUCCCCGGACCAAUUGCCGAAUCCUGUGGAACAGGGAUACUUCGUUCAACCCAACACUCACACUGUCUUUGGUUUACAAAUUGUGAACAUGUCCAGGUUGUCGAGUCCCUACGUCACCAACUGCAUUUCGAACUGGACUGAGACCGACUUCGAACCCCUUCCUUCUGGAUUUAAUCAAAAUAUCAGCAAUCAGAAUUUCAGCUUCGGGUACAGUCAAGUCCAAUGCGAAAGGCUGCGACUAACGGCCGAAAUCGCCGACAUCCAUCGCAGCAAUCCCCUGCCUUCUCCGUUUGAUUCCUAUGAAUCCCGCCCGAGGCCCCCUCCACUUUCCCUUAGACGAGGAGGUCGAUUCUGUCAGUUGAUUGAUCGAUCGAUUGAUUCUGGCCAGUUGAGUUCCUUGCAGCCUCGGUCGGCUUGA
This is a messenger RNA of Darwinula stevensoni, 814 nucleotides long. The record is from the annotation of a GenBank genome assembly. Lineage: Eukaryota; Metazoa; Arthropoda; Ostracoda; Podocopida; Darwinulidae.